Pistacia vera is the source of this 2809-nucleotide messenger RNA. RefSeq lists its product as uncharacterized. Lineage: Eukaryota; Viridiplantae; Streptophyta; Magnoliopsida; Sapindales; Anacardiaceae. The coding region runs from base 1508 to 2368 and encodes 286 amino acids. The transcript has 6 exons. The record is from RefSeq and is a predicted model, not a curated record.
CUGCCUCUCAUCUCAUCCCACAGACGCAACGCAACUCUCUUCUCUCACCGUCGCCAUCUCCUCUCUCACAGUCUCACAUCAUCACACCGUCACCAACUAUCCUCCCUCCCACACAAACGCAACUCUUCUUUCUCACAUCGUCACCGUCGCCGUCAACAUCUCCUCUCUCACAUUGUCACCGUCGUCGUCGCCAUCUCCACUCUUCAUUACUUUUCAUUUUGAGUCCAUCACACCUCCACCAUUGUAGAUCUCUGUUAGUGAGCCCUAAAAAGAUUCAAAAGUCUUGACAUCUGUGUACCCAGUUGUUGAUGGUCUAUCCGAGGAUAUCACUCCUUCUCUCGAUGGUCUAUCCGAGAAAGAGAUGGGUGUUUUUGAUGAUUGGGAGAAGAAGUUUGAAGCUAAGUACCUAGUUGUUGGCUGUGUUGCUUCUUAAAGUUAUGUGGGUGUUGGGUAGGAAGGAUUGUGUAUGAUCUGAACUUGCUGGUAUAGCGAAUAAUUGGAUUAAUAAAAUAAAUGGGGGUUGUGUGAAUUUGGCUUUAUUGUUCUUUUUAUUUUGUUUGGUUUGCAGUUGUGUGCUCUGGCCAUAGUUUGCCCCAUUUUGUUUGUAGGAUGAUUCAUUUAAUUCUUGCAAUGAAUUUGAGAUCCUUGCUGGUCUCUUUGGUUUACUAAGAUGCCUUUAAUUCUUAGUAUCGGUAGGAAUUGUGUGGAUGCAUGAAUGAAAAAAAAAAUAAAGGACGAUGGAGUGAGUUUGGGAUUUUUGUGCACUUUCAAAAGUUAUUCCUAGGGUGAAUGCUUAUGUCUAUGUAUCUCAAGCUUGAUUCUGCUGAUCUCUUGGGAGGAGCUUUAGUUUCUAGGAUAUGUGGUUUUGUUGACUUCAUGCGUAUAUAGAUGUUAGGAGUGAAUUUUACGGGUGUAACUAUCAUAAUUGAAAACUAUUGGGGUGAAAAUAAUAAUUAAAACCGAAGAGAGAAAAAAUGGGCACCCACUGGUCCACCCGUACAUGCAUAAGGUAGGAUACGGGUUCAAUAUUUUAGACCCGUAUAUCUCGACCUGUAUUAGGUCCAUACCCAUGUCCUUUGGGACCCGUACCCAUGAUAACCCGACCCCAACCCAGUCCACCCGCCCGUUUUGCCAGGUCUACUAAACAUAUAAGUAUAGUUGAAGUAAAUUUCUAAAAACCCCUCAUAGCAUUGAUAAGUAGAAUGCCAACCCAACUACUAUAUCUGCCUUCUGUAAUCACCCCAUUUUUACUGUUCUUUAUUAAACCAAAGGUGAUGGGCAAGGAGGAAGGUGAGGCAUAUGACAACAACAAAUGAUUAAUGGGCGAUUUAAAUACUAGUAAAUGAAGACCAAAGUGAAAGUGAAAGUGAAAGUGAAAGUGGACCUUCCAAUUUGAACGCACGCCCUCAACAUAAAUGUCUUCUUCCUCCCAAAACCCAUAUCUCCAAUCACCAGAUAAAUGGUGCCGGUGACUCAAUUUCACCCUUAAUUUCCAUUAAUUUCACUUAUGGAUUCCGUGCAAAUCCCUCACUCUCAGACUCAGACCUCCAAGAAGAGUUUAAAUUAUGUACUGUUUCGGAUGAUCUUAACCCUCGUUUUCCCAAUCUUCAUCUUCUUUUUCUUGUCGUUUUCGAUCGGCCUCGUCGCAAUUUUGUUCGGGGAAUUAUCGGUUUCUAGUUCCAUUUUUGUUCAGACUCAGUGCAAGAUAGUCUCCAGUAGUGUUGAUAUAAGGUCAUCGAAGGUUUGUGAACUUGGGGUGUUGAAUUAUAAAGCGAAGCGUGUGUUUUACCCUUUUGAAAAAAGUAAAUUUCGGUGUCGGUAUGAUUAUUACUGGGCUUCUGUGUUCAAGGUGCAAUAUAUUGAUCAUUCUCGGGGUCAAAUACGAUUUGCUUUGGCAGAGGCUCCAAAUGAGGCUCUUCCAGUUAAUUGCAGGCCAAAUUUUGGUGCUGCGUGGUUGACCAAAGAUAAAUUUAAGGUAAAUGAGACCUAUGAAUGCUGGUAUACAUCUGACGUCUCCAAGGUGAGCUUGUAUCAUGAUGGUUUUUUCAGCUGCCAGGCAAAAGAACCAUCCGCAGUUGAGAUGUUUAGACGAUACUCUAUCUUGUCCACAAAGAUUUUACAAUCUUGGUUUACUCACAACAGAAAAGCCAAGUACUGGAGGUGGGAGACAAUAAUUAGUGUUUUUUCUGGUUUCUUAACUUCAUUGAUCACCAUCAGCGUUGUUAGAAUUCUACAAACAGUUAAGUCUUGGACGCUAGCUCGGGUUUUCAAUACUGUCUUCUUCAAGCGUGUUUGUUUUCUUGUGGUAUACUUAUUAGUCAUGGGUUGGUUGGCCAUUUGUUAUGGAAAAUGGCUUGGUCUUCUGUAGAUUUUUCACAGUUAAUAAUUUCCUAGGGAGCAUUCUCUUUUACCGGUGCUUCUUACUCUUUCUCCUCCUGAGGACCAGAGUACUGCCGCUUCAAAAUUGCAAUAUAUGUAACAUUCCUUGUGCAACAUACGUGAUAAAGUACCUAGAUAAAAUGAAGAAUAUGUAGCUGAGGUGAAUAGGAAAUUCUGAGUAUAUAGGAGAUUUGUGUUAUGAAACAGCCGAUGUAACAUAUAAUACAUUACGUUUAAGCAUUUGAUAAGUUUAGAGUUGGAAGGCAAGAUAUAGUAUUUAAUGUAUAGCUGUAGUCAGAUUGAUUAUUGCUUCUCAUUUUCCAUUUGGUGCGCUUAAGAGUACCGCAAUUUUAUAAUUCGAUGUGGGUCAAGGAAAAAAAAGGAACAUUUGAAUGUUUUCAUACUACUUUUAUACAGUCAGUUUGCUAAA